GGCCUUCAACUCCGGACCGCGUACAACGAAUUUAACCGAACGUGCGUUUGCGUUAGAUUUUUUUUAAAAAAAAAACAUCCCAUUAGAUCGUUGAUAUAAAUCGUAAGAUCGUACGAAAAAAUAUGUGAAACAGGGGAUAAAAAAAGUAAUCUAUUUAAGCAUUGACGUCCCGGAAAAAAAAGUCACCGAAUAACAUUGUCGCCUAAUUUUCCUGUACGUAAUUAAUCGCGAAUAAUCUAGUGCAGAAUUUCUACUAAUAUAUGUAUACGUAAAUGUACUUACGAUUAAACGAUCGAUUUCCGGUCGCGAAUUGACAAUCAACGGAUACCGAAAAUGAUAUGGAAUAUUAAACGUCGUGAAAAAGUUGGUACGAGAGAACCGACACGUUCUGAGAAAAUGGAAGAAUAAUAAAGAAGAUUUGUUAUCUUUGCUCGUGACAUUUUUCGAAAGCUUAUAAUUAUUCAUAUCUGUAAUAAAGCAAAAAUAAUAAAAAGAAGAAAAGGAAGAUGAAGAUAAUGUUGAUGUUGAUGAUGAUGAAGUGAACAGAAUGAAGAUAACAACAAUUUGGCAGAAAAUCGUAUCGAUUUAUUCGAAAGAUUUUUUAAUUUUCCCAGUAAUAAAGUUUCCAUCAAAUUUACAUAUGUGUGUAUUUACAUAUAUAUAUAAAAAAUAAAAAGAGAAAGAAAAGUAUAAAAUCCAAUAGGUUUUAAGGACGAUCUUCUUUUGAGAUUCUAUAAGAAGAUGCAAAUUAAGGAUUCCUUUCAGUCUCUUCACGAAUCUUCGAAUUGUGCAUUCGAAAGGGUAAAGAAAAACGGGAAAGAUAAAGAUGAGAUGGAGUAGGAUAUGCGAGGAGUAGAAUAAUCCUUGAAAGUGGACCGCGAGAUAACGGGUCCUUUGGUUUGGAGAGGAACGAAGAUAUUGGAUCGUGGUAUCGAAAUAAAUCUUUCGAAGCAAACUUCGAUAGGGGAAUUCCAAGAACAGAUAGAAAAAAGAUAAAAGAAGUUAAAAAGGAAAAAAGAUAAAGAUAAAGAUAAAGGGUAAGUGUCGACAAAGAAUAAGAAUAAGAAGAGGAACAGGAAUUGGGAAGGGAAGGAUGAUUUUCUAAGGUUAAUCCUUUUUGAGGGUGACUCGAGGGAUAAAAAUAAAGAAAAAAAAAAGGAAAGGAAGGAAGAAGUUACGGGAAAGUACAUCGACGAAUCAAGCGUGACGGUAGAAAAAGUAGUCCUGUGGGUGUUGGAAGUGAGAAAUCGAGGAAAACGUUUGUGGAUAUACGUGGGGAAGACGAAUGCCUAGAAGAUAAAGAGGACACCAGAAUAAUGGGCCAACGUUGAUCUUUGAAUCUUGUUAUCUUCAAACUGCUUUGAAAAUAAAAGAAUAAUCGUAAAGGAAGUUUAUUCGAUACGUUCGAUAAAGUGUUUUCAAAAUAACAACAUUAAUACGUUUCUUUGAAAAUAAUUUCAUGAUAUGUGAUUUGUUGUUUUAAUAUUAUUUAAAUAUUUAACAAAUCAAUAAAACACAACUGAAUAAAAUAAAAUGAGUGUUUUCAAAUCUAAUAAUAAGGACAUUCGUUUAGUUUUUACAUUCGUAAAUCUUAUAUAUCUGUGAUUUGUUUGUUUCUUUAGAAAUAUAUUUUUAAAUUAAUAAACAAAGUGUAAAAAGAAACAAAUAUACGUCACAGCUGAAUGAUUAAUAUUAUAAUCAGUGAUUAAUUGAAAGUGUAACACGUAAGGUGGAUCAUAAAAUUUGUAUACGAAUCCUGGAAGAGGAAGAGGAAGAAGAAGGGGAAGUGGGAAAGGAAGGGAGAGGGAGAGGGGGGAGCAGGAGGAGGAGGAGGAGUUGGUAAGUCGACGGUGAUGGCAUGAGGACUUUAAUAAGGACGGACUGUGGGUCCAGCGAGGAGGAGGAUGAGGAUGGUGGUGGGCGUGAUGGUUCUGGGUCAGCUCCUGACGAGGAUCCUACUCGCAGCUCACACUGUAGAUCGGCUUGCAACUGCACGAAAAAUACUCAGGGAGGUUCCCCUAAUCGACGGGCACAACGAUCUACCGUGGAAUAUACGCAAGUUCCUAAAGAAUCAACUACGAGGAUUCAGAUUUGAUGAUCUCAGUGACAUCCGUCCUUGGUCUGGCAACGCUUGGAGUCACACAGAUCUAAGAAGAUUGAGAAAAGGAAUGGUCACUGCACAGUUUUGGUCGGCUUACACGCCCUGUCCAUCCCAAUAUCACGACUCCGUUCAACUUGCUUUGGAACAGAUCGAUGUGAUUCGCCGAUUGGUCAAUAAACAUCCCGAAAGUCUGGUUCUUGUUACUACGGCUGAAGGGAUCGAGAGAGCACACAAGGAGGGUAAAAUAGCGAGUCUUAUAGGGGUUGAAGGAGGGCAUGCCAUCGGCACGAGUUUGGCGGUCCUGAGAAUGCUCUACGAACUUGGUGCCAGAUACUUAACGUUAACUCACACGUGCCAUACGCCUUGGGCAGACUGCAGCAAGGCGGAUGAACCUGGUCAAGUGCCUCACGUUGGUGGUCUCUCAAACUUCGGUAAGAGCAUCGUUCUCGAGAUGAAUCGACUGGGGAUGAUGGUGGAUCUAUCGCACGUUUCUGUACCCACCAUGUUGGACGCCAUGACAAGUUCAAGAGCACCAGUCAUUUUUAGUCAUAGCAGUGCUCAUGCUUUAUGCAAUUCUUCGCGAAAUGUGCCUGAUCAUGCAUUAAGACAUUUGGUAACACACAUUAACCACAUCCGAAAAGUUGCCGGGGUGGAUCAUGUUGGAAUCGGUGCCGGAUACGACGGGAUCAAUUUAACACCAGCAGGUCUCGAAGACGUGAGCAAAUAUCCGGAGUUAUUCGCAGAAUUGUUAGCACGAGGUUGGUCAGAAAGAGAUAUCCAGAAACUCGCUGGCCUGAAUCUCAUCCGGGUCUUCAAAGCGGUCGAACAGGUGCGUGACAGAAUGGCUGCCGCCGGAAUGGAACCACUCGAGGAAGAAAUUCCAUCCGAGGACAUCCUUGGACGUAAUCAUUGCCGUUACAACGUUAGAAGAUUGGCGGUACCAUAAGAAAACGGGGCCCCAUUAACGAGAAACAUUAAAUACUCACUACUAUUUCAUGGACUUUCUUUUUUUUUUUUUCAUUUUUUAUUUGGCUUCCUCCCGUUCACCGAACGAACAAGAGGAAUUUUUUUCGGAAGGAAAGUACGAAAAAAAAAAAUUGAAAUGUAAAAUUAACUGCGAACGAAAUUUGUUUGUUUGUUUUUUUCAUUUUUUAAUAUAUCGCAACGUUGCAUCUUUCUUAAAUCUUUAUACGACGUAAGUUAGCUAGAGACGAAAUAAUAAAAACGAAAAAAUAAAUGAACAAACGAAAAAAGAAUUUAAGCUCAAUUCUGCCAGGCGCCGACUUUUGCGAGUAAAAAAAAAGAAAAGGGUCGCGCGCCUUUCUGACAAGGGAAAAAAAAAGUAAAUAGAAACCAACACUUGUAUUUAUUUACGGAGAGAGAAGGAGGAGGCCGACGUUUAAACAAAAUAAUAAUAAUAAUAAUAAUAAUAA
Polistes canadensis is the source of this 3534-nucleotide messenger RNA. RefSeq names its product dipeptidase 1. The record is from RefSeq and is a predicted model, not a curated record. NCBI's taxonomy places the organism in Eukaryota, Metazoa, Arthropoda, Insecta, Hymenoptera, Vespidae. The transcript has 10 exons. Gene Ontology annotation, molecular function: metallodipeptidase activity. The coding region runs from base 1905 to 3047 and encodes 380 amino acids. Gene Ontology annotation, biological process: proteolysis.